Molecule: messenger RNA, 1488 nt
Organism: Paramecium primaurelia
Lineage: Eukaryota; Ciliophora; Oligohymenophorea; Peniculida; Parameciidae
Source: the annotation of a GenBank genome assembly
AUGUAAAUGAGAUGUAAUUAAGCUGAUCAUUUAAAUUAACAGCUAAUUGGAGUUUGCAUUGAUAGUAAAUGCCAAUAGUAAAGACCUUAUUGUAAUUUUUGCCUGGCUAGUCAUGGUCAACACUUAAACAAGUUAUUAGAACUUAUAGAUGAUUGGAUUCGUAAAAGAGUACUAAUUAUCCAGAAUGUUUUAUAAAAGACUUGUGAGUGCAAAUUAGCCCUUGAUAGUCUUCUAAAUAAAUUUAUUAAUUUAUACAAUAUUAUUUUGGUAUAGCUACCUAAAUUAGGGCUUUCAUAGAUCGACAACAUUAUUAAAGGUUUAAGUUUAAUUGAUUUAUGGGAGAAAACUUUACUUAACUAAUUCCAAUAAUCUAUCGAAUAAAUUAUAUAGAAAGUUAAAGAAAUUUUUGAAAACCAAAAAAAAUAAACAAAUGCAGAUAAUUUAUAAAUUUUAAAUCCUUUUAACAUCAAAGAAUAGAUUUUUGAAUAAAAAUUAAAUCUAAAUCCCAUUAAAUACAAUCUAAAAUCAUUCACUUUUGAAUUGAUUAAUUAAAAUUCUAUUCAAUAAAAGGAAUAUUGCUAUGCAAUCGAAAUUAAUAAAGAUAACUCAAUUGUUGUAGCAGGGUGUGGUAAGUAAAUUAAAGUAUUUGAUCUCAAAUAAGGAAAAUUAAAUCAAUCAUAACUCUUAAGUGAUCAUUAAUAAAAUGUAUUAACAUUAAACUUUAUGAAGAAAUCAAAUCAUUUUGUAUCUGGAAGUUAUGAUAAGUUAAUUAUAAUAUGGUAGAUGAAUCAAAAUAAUUAAUGGACUUACUAACACAAAUUGUAUGGACAUUCUGAUAGUAUUAGUACUUUAAUAUUGAAUAAUAAUGAAGAUGUUAUUAUUUCAGGUAGUUAUAAUAAUGAUUCAUCUAUUAAAUUUUGGAAUAAAUAAAAUGGAUGGUUGUGUUAAUAAACCAUUAAAGAUCAUACUCAUAAUGUCUAUUCAUUAAGUUUAAAUGAAAAAUAAGAUAAAUUGAUAUGUUGUUCAUAAGAUCAAUAAAUAUUAGUAAUUGAAUAUUCUUAGAAUGAUUAGAUAUGGAAUGUGAUUUAAAAGAUAAAAGUAGAAUAAUAUGGAUAUCGAUUGAGUUUUAUAAAUGAUAAUUAAUUCACAUUCUAACCUUAUAAUAAAGAAUGUAUGCAUGUAUAUGAGAAUAAUAGUAAUAAUCAAUAAUUUGUUAAGAUCAACCAGAUUACUGUAAAAUCUGGUUCAAAUAGUUGUGCUAAUCUAUUUCCAUAAUAAUACUUAAAAUGUAAAUGUCUUUUAGUGAAUAAGAAUGGUUAAAAUAUCAACUUAAUAAGGAAGAAGGAAAACGGAGAUUUUGUAACUGAGUAAACUAUUUAAAUUGAUCAUCAUUAUAUUUUUGGUUAAUUAAGUGAUGAUGGUGAAUAUCUAAUCACUUGGGAUUAAAAAUCAAAGGAAAUACAAACUAGAAAAUGCAAAGAAUUAUGA